AAAAUGAUGAAGCUUUUCCUCACUGGGAAACCUAGAACCUUUUAGCAGUCCCUUACUGGGAACCUUUUUGCAGUGCCUCGCUGGGAAACCUAUAGUCUAAGAACCGUUGUACUGUGGAUUGGUAAAGCUUGCUCACAGUAGAGUCCAAGACAAGUGAUGGCGUACGCAUAUGUUGCUAUCAUCACAUUUUUGGUACUCUUAUCUUGUGGCUCAUGUAUUCAUGAGUCCAAAGCUGAUCUUGAUGAUGCGAGAAAUCAGCUUAGGAAAUUGCUACUGCAAGAAAUCAUGAUCAAUGAUGCCCGCAAUGCACAAGAGGAUACUGUGGAACAACAACUAAACAAUAAAUUGAACGAGGAAGAUAUUUUCGCAGAAAACGUGCGAGAUGAUGAAAAGGAUACUUCUAACGGAAUGGACCGAGUUCUGGAGCAAUUUACCAAAUUGAUUCAAGGAUUUGCAGACUCUGAAUCAGAGGAGCCUGCAUCACUUGCUGCCGACGAAGAACCAGAAACUGAUGCAGAAGGCAAAGUUUGCAUCAAGUACAUCGAAGUCACAGCAAAAACAGGAUCUUUGAAGGGUUCCGCUCAACGUUAUGGAGCACCCCCCAAAAUGGUGAUAGGCAUACACAAUGUAGCUCAUGAGGCCACCCUGGAAGGAAACAAGUAUGUAGGUGCUAUGUACACCAAGCAGCUUUCUUUGUCCAGCUUUAAACCUUCAAACUCAAUACCGAGCUGUCUUACUCAAGAUAUGAUAACAAGUGUCAAGCUGAAAGAAGAGGGGGGUGAUGGAUGGUAUGUAGCUUGGAUCAAAACUGAUAUCUCUGGCUCUAACCAUGCUUUCACUCCACUCACAAGAGAUGAUAAUUUUAACAAAUGGAUCGAUGGGGACGAAGCAUACUUAUAUAGCUACGAUGCUACACUAGUUCCCCUCACUCUGCACAAUACUAAUCAAGCAGUUUGCAUUAAGUACAUCAAAGUUACAGCAAAAACAGGGUCUGUGAGUGGUGCCGCUCAGCGUUUGCAAUAUGGAGCACCCCCAAAAUGGUGAUAGGCAUCAACAACUUAGCCCAUGAGGCCACCCUGGAAGGAGACAAGAAUUUAGGCGCUAUGUACACCAUACAGCUAUCUCUGUCCAGCUUUAAACCUUCAAACUCAAUACCGAGCUGUCUUACUCAAGAUAUGAUAACAAGUGUCAAGCUGAAAGCAGUGGAUACUGAUGGAUGGUACAUAAGCAACAUCAAAACUGAAGUAUCUGCCUACUCAAAUUUCGAUUUCACGUUACUCACAAAUAAUGACAAUUUUAACAAAUGGGUCGAUGGCAACGAAGCAGACUUAUAUACCUACGAUGCUACACUAGUUCCCCUUACUUUGCAAAAACCGAACACCAUCAAGGAUACUCCCCACUGUGGCUAUGGGAUACCAGUUUGCGAGUGUGAAGCGGAUGCUACUCAGUGCAUUUUUAAUAUGGAGAUUGAUGAAAUCAUGACUUUCACAAGUUAUCAAAAACUUGGAGUUGGAUUGAGCGAGGGACUGGCUGUUCGAGCUGCACAAGGAGUGCUGUAUAACAUCGAUGAGAGGUCAGGAAGUGCUGGACCACAUCCAAUUCACAGUGGAAGGCAAUGUGCUGAAUUGGAUAAGGAGAAAUGCACCGAUCCACAGUACGUUGAUGGAAAGACUUAUCGCAUGGCUGUUGGAGUGAAUGGUCAGAUUCCUGGGCCAACAAUCAUUGUUCACCAUGGUCAAGAGGUGGUCAUCCACGUCCAUAACAACAUGUCUACUGAAGGUAUAUCAAUCCACUGGCAUGGAGUGCAUCAGAGAGGAACGCCUUGGAUGGACGGAGUGGGACAAGUCACACAGUGUCAGAUCGGCCCUUCUUCUAGCUACUCCUACACUUACAUAGCCAGCCCAUCUGGCUCAUUCUGGUACCAUUCACACAGUGGAGCACAGCGAACAGACGGUUUCUUUGGAGCUCUCAUUGUUAAAGAACGACCCAAUGAGUUGAAUGAUAUCAAGACGAAACUCGGUUAUCAUGGUGUUAAAACAUUUAUCGAUGAUCCUGCGGAGCAUUCAAUCACUCUUGUUGACUGGAAUCAGGAGGCCUCUCUUAAUGCAUUCACACAAAGUCAUGCUGGUCUAGGCUUCUUUGAAAAUAUACCUAUAGGCCAAGUACCUAAUGAUUGGGAUGAACCGUAUGAAGUAACUAGAAGUAUUGAGCGCGGAGGGGUUGGAGCACUUCCCUUUUACUCGGGCCUCAUCAACGGGAAAGGAAGACACAAUGAUGUACCAUACAGCAAGACAAGGCUCAGCGAAUUCCGAGUCCAACAAGGCAAUAGAUAUCGAUUCCGACUGAUUGGUGCUCAAGGACUUUACGCGUACAAAUUUUCGAUCGAUGGACAUCGACUAACUGUUGUGGCCACUGAUGGCUAUUGGAUUGAACCCGUGAAUGACGUUGACUACAUCAUAAUUCAUACUGGCGAACGCUAUGAUUUUAUUCUUGAUGCCAAUCAGGAUGCUAAGAAUUACUGGUUGAGAGCAGAAACAUUGGAAAUAAAUCUGAAAGGUGGUCCACCAUAUCGAUCGCUAGGACAUGUAGCUGAGGGAAUACUGCGUUAUGUAAACUCUGAAACAGUGAUUCCGAUCAGUUCAACCCAGUAUGAAGAAAUCAAGUUGGGCUCUCCACCUAUACAAUGCUCCUCAAGUCAUAAGUGCCAUGCUGUCAAUUGCCCGUUCAAAGAUUUCCACCCAGCUUAUUACACUGAGUGUACGAAUGUUGACAAGCUGCGACUCCUUGAAGAAACUGACGAAGAAGAAAUGCCCGCUGCUUAUCCUUCACCCAAUUGUCCAGACUGUCUGCAUUUUUUCAACUUUAACUUUGAAGGACAUUCUGCUACAAGUUCUGUGAACGGACGCUCUUUUCUUCUUCCCCCUGCCCCACCACAAACACAGUAUGACGAUUACUUAAAACAAGGAACUCAAUGUGACUUAGAAACAGAGUGUAACCCUGCAAGUCUUGCAUGUAUAUGUACACAAGUGAGAGACAUUCCAUAUGACAAGACGGUCCAGUUUGUUCUCACCGCCAUGGGUACAGUCGAUGCCGCUCAUCCAAUUCAUUUGCACGGGCACACUUUUCAUGUUGUGAAGAUUGGCUACCCAGAGUAUGACGAUACGACUGGUUUCGUUGCUCAGAGAGAUGGACCUGUGUGCGAUAACAUACAAACGAAACUUUCUAUUCAUAAUCCCGAUAUUCAAUGUGGAGACUCUUGUGGUGGAAGUGUGUGUCCAAUAAAUGGCUGCGAUCCAAAUCGUUGCACCAAGCCUGGAUGGACGAAUGGAAACUCUCCAGAUAUGCAGAUUCACAGUAAAACAAUUCGUAAAGAUACCGUUAUGCUUCCUGCUGGUGGAUAUGUCGUUAUCAACUUCAAGUCCGAUAAUCCGGGACAAUGGUUCCUUCACUGUCACAUUGAGGUACAUCAGCUUUCUGGGAUGGCCCUCAUAAUUAAUGAAGCUCAGGAUAAACAGGAGCUCCUCCAGUUGCCAGAUAACCUAAACAAGUGUGGAGACUUUAACUUGAGCAUGGAGCAGUACUUGAAGCUUACUAAAGGAACUGCAAAAGCUGCCAAUUUUCUUUGAAUUACAACAGCCGACAAUGAGAACAAUGUAGACUUAGAUUUUGAACUGUCAAUGAAAUUUCCUUCUAGUUAGUUUCUACUGCUGAAAAUUUGUAGUGAUUAUCAACAAUUGUACAUGGAAAGCACAGCUGAAAAACCCUGUAUUGUGACAACA
Halichondria panicea is the source of this 3779-nucleotide messenger RNA. RefSeq lists its product as uncharacterized. Bases 1038 to 3626 code for a protein of 862 amino acids. NCBI's taxonomy places the organism in Eukaryota, Metazoa, Porifera, Demospongiae, Suberitida, Halichondriidae. The transcript is spliced from 6 exons. Gene Ontology annotation, molecular function: oxidoreductase activity; copper ion binding. The record is from RefSeq and is a predicted model, not a curated record.